UCAGUAAAAGAAAAGUUGACAUCUUUGUCCCCAAGCUGUCUCUUAAAACAUCAUAUUCCCUGAAGGAUAUUUUGAGGGGAAUGGGAAUGACUGAUAUGUUUACAGAUAAAGCUGAUUUCUCAGGAUUUACUGAGGAAAGGAUAUUCAUUUCAAAGGCUGUGCAUCAAGCCUCUUUGGAUAUAGAUGAAGGAACCACAGCAGCAGCAGUGACAACGGUUCAAUUCAGACCAAUGUCCUACCACCCACUGAUGGCUUUCCGUUUCAACCGUCCAUUCAUGAUCUUUCUUAUCGACCAGAAAAAUGACAACAUCCUGUUCAUUGGAAAAAUCAAGAAUCCAACAGAAGGCAUUGACGCUGUGUUACAUUCAUGAUGCUGUAACAGACCUCAGCCUGCGGUUGGCCAUAAGGGCAUAAAUUUGGGAUGAUUAGGGGUUUAAACUCUCAACUGUACACUAAAUGUUUUCAUUAAUCAUUGUAUAAAUAUUGGGGGGUUUUGAUACACCUCUGGGUGGCUAUGAAUUAACAGCGGUCUUUAGACCAUGAUUUUUCCAUCCUCUCUAGCAUUUCGAUAGAUUUUUCUGUGUUGAAUGUGUAUACCUGCCUAAUGGCUUCAUGAUGGAUAAAUAAAAUAAUGU
Molecule: messenger RNA, 635 nt
Organism: Misgurnus anguillicaudatus (oriental weatherfish)
Lineage: Eukaryota; Metazoa; Chordata; Actinopteri; Cypriniformes; Cobitidae
Source: RefSeq, a predicted model, not a curated record